AAAAAGACAGCGACAUUAAAUUCUUAGAUUAAAUGAAUGGCUCUUACAAACGCAACGUGUUCGUUUAAAUUAAAACCAAAGUGAAUUUAAAUUCCUUAAAAUAUGUUUAUAUUAUUCAUUUUAAUUUGUGCAAUAAUCAUAUGUUUAUUAAUAAGUAAUUAUCAGAAGAAACGAAACGCAAUAUGUAAGUCAAAAAAGCAACUUACUGGGCGUACGACAAUAGUCACCGGUGGGACUAGUGGAAUUGGAUUACAAAUAGCCCUUGAUUUUGCCAGCAGGGGCGCCAAAGUUAUCAUCGCUUGUCCCUUUAAUGAUGAAGGAAUGCGCGCUCAAAAUCUAAUCAUAGAAAGAACAGGUAACCGAAAUGUGAUUUUCAAAUUUCUUGACUUGGCAUCCUUGAAAUCUGUUCGUGAUUUCGCUGACGAUGUAUUGAAGACAGAAGAUAGAUUGGAUAUAUUAAUGAAUAAUGCAGGUGUCGGCAUCACGGGCGAUUUUUUAACAGACGAUGGCAUGAGUUUUAUAAUGCAGGUGAACUAUUAUGGGCAUUUUCUUUUAUCUAUUCUCCUACUUCCGCUGCUGAUAAAAACUGGUAAGGAAUCCGAAAACAGCAGGAUAGUAAAUAUGACGUCGAUGACACGUUACAUUGGUUCUAUGGACGUAGAAAAUUAUGAUAAAAUUGGAUACUGGCUGAAAUUGAAAAUAUAUUCGAAUAGUAAAUUAAGUUUUAUAUUAUUUUCAAGAGAGUUAACUAAAAGGCUUGCGGGGCAUAAUGUUGUCGUGAACAGUGCAGACCCAGGUCUUGUAGGCACUUAUAUAUAUGACAGUUGCAAUGUAGUAAUCGGUUGGAUCUUGCGACAACUAUUGAAUGUGUUUUUCAAAAAUCCUCGGGAAGGAGCACAGACGGCUAUCCAUAUCGCACUGGAUGAGAAAUGUGGAUUGCUGAGUGGAAAAAUAUAUGAAAAUUGUGAAAUUGUUAAUAACAAAUUCUUUGAUAACAUUGAAAAUGCUUCAGAGAAAUUAUGGGAACGAUCGAUCGAGCUUGUAAAAUUAGAAAAUCAUGAAUUAAAAUUUUUAAACUAAAGUAACUAUUAUAUUCUAUUAAUUAUCAUCAAUAGUCUAGCAAUUACUGUAACAGUGAAUAUUUGAUUUAUUUCAUAUAUUAUAAUACAUCGUAAGGUAACUAAGUUAUGUAUUGUCCCAUUAUUAAGUUAUGUUAAUUUGCCGAAAAAAAAAGCCGAGAUGGCCCAGUGGUAAGAACUCGUGAAUCUUAACCGAUGAUCGUGGGUUCAAACCCGGGCAAGCACCACUGAAUUUUCAUGUGCUUAAUUUGUGAUUAUAAUUCAUCUCGUGCUUUACGGUGAAGGAAAACAUCGUGAGGAAACCUGCAUGUGUCUAAUUUCACUAAAAUUCUGCCACAUGUGAAUUCUACCAACCCGCAUUGGAGCAGCGUGGUGGAAUAAGCUCCAAACCUUCUCAUCAAAAAGAGGAGAGGAGGCCUUUAGCCCAGCAGUGGGACAUUCACAGGCUGUUACGGUUAAUUUGGAAGAUUUUGAGAACAAUCCUUAGGAAAUUAUAAAAACAGAAUAAAUUACUAACAUUGUUGUCAUUGUAUUAGCAUUGUCAAUUGUUCAAGUCGUGGAUGUGACUAAUUUUUAUAACAAUACAUAAUGUUGAGAAAUUUGUAUAUGAAGCUUAUAGUAGUAGAGGCAUCAUCUUUUAGUUUGUUUUCCUAAGGAACAUCUCUACAAUAAAUAACACCGUAAUAAGAUGUUAACCGAUGAAUUUUCAGAUGACAGUACAUGAAUGCGUAAUA
Molecule: messenger RNA, 1813 nt
Organism: Nymphalis io (European peacock)
Lineage: Eukaryota; Metazoa; Arthropoda; Insecta; Lepidoptera; Nymphalidae
Product: retinol dehydrogenase 11-like
Exons: 1
Coding region: 103-1080 (325 amino acids)
Source: RefSeq, a predicted model, not a curated record